AUGAAGGUUUCCCUCAAUGAUGGACCUAGUUGGGAUGAGCUGCAAGAGGUUUUACGGGGAUGUAGGACCUGGACGUUUGAAAAGCGCAGAAUGGUUGGCUGUUUAUGCGUGCUUUCUGCUGGAGUGCUUGGGCUUCAUCCUGCUUCAAAAAUUCCACUCAAGUUUGCGAAGAGAGUACUUGAUGUUGAAGCAUUUGAGCAGUUUCCGUGGGGCAGAGUGGCACAUGAGAGUCUACUGGAGUUUAUAUGGGUUUACGAGACGAUUACCAUUAUUGGUGAGAGGUUUGGGAAUAAGGUUGAUGGGAUAGAAGUUCCUCUGCUCUCGUGGCUUGGUUCCCGUAAGCGUUAUGACUUCGACUUACUAAUGGAAGAGGAUAAGACGACGCAUGAGAGGGUUCGAGUUAGACAUAUUAUUGUCAAUGACGGUGAGGACCUGAAACCAAAGUGGAGUAAUGAUAAUGUCGAUUCAAAAGUGGACAAACUGCUGGAUGAUAUCCUACACGAUCGUCUGGACCGAAAUGCCUGGAUAAUUUAUCCAAAAACGAAGACUAGUGGGAAAGAACUGGUCGGUGAAAGUGAUGAUGACUUUGUUGAAGAAAGGGUAAAUCGAUCUUCAAAAAAGGUUGUCAAAAACACCAAACACAAAGACGAAAUGAGUGUUAAGGAAUCAGAGAAAGCUAGAAAGGUUCCAAGAGUGAGUUCGGCAGACACAGCGACAUGGUCUACUUCUCAACCUGAUGCUAUGGCGGAAGGGAAAAGUGGACAAAAAAUGGCUUUGAUAGAAGAAAAAGUUACCGGGAAAAUGGCUUUGAUAGAGAAAGAUGUUGCUGGGACAAUGGAAUCUAUGGUGGGGAAGGUUGAAGGGAAAAUUUUUCAACUGGAGAAUGAAAUGAACGAGGUGAAAGAGUUGGAUAAAAAGGCGUCAAAAGCAGAAGAAGUUCACUUUAGUGGCAGUUUGAAUGAUAACGUAAAUAGCAAGAAUCCGGCAAAAACUGGAGAAUUAACCAUUAGUAGCAUGGGGUCAUGGAUGGUUCUGCAGAAGCAGACAUCUGAUGGAGUGACAACGCAGUGUGUUGUAAGAACUGCAAAACCCUUUGUUAAGGAGAACGUGUUUCCGCCUUAUCAACCAACAGAUGAGUUGAUUGACAUUACCGAGGAAGUUGCCAAAGCUGAUGCAACGAUGAGAAGACCUUCUCAUUCAGGUUCUAUGUUCUCGAACUCAUUUGAACGGAAAAAAUGCAAUAACGUCGACAUAGCUUUGGAUGCAAUCGCAGGUGCCCUUGGUGUCGACACACCCCUGAUAAAGCAAAAAAAGCAGAAGGCCGCUUCCCAGUUAUUUCCCUUUCUUGGGAAGUCAGCAGUUAAUCGCCUCAAGGAUGGUCACAUGACAUCUUUCGCACAUUUGCUUAGGAAGAGAUCUCUCAGAGACCCAACUCCUUUAUACAGCCCACGGAUUGCUUUUCUCGACCAAUGCUGGGUUAAUUCUUGGUACCACGACUACAAGCAGUUUGCCAUCAAUCCAAAAAACUUCAUGUUCCGAGAAUCAUAUGUUGAGGUCCUCAACGGUGCAUACCCUUACUAUGCUGUGACGAACAAAAAAUGGGUGGUUGAUGUUGAUCAUCUCUAUUUUGCGCACAACAUUAACGAUCGUCAUUGGAUUGCUCUUCAAGUGAACCUCCUCAGGAGGAAGUCGAAUGUGCCGCAGAACAUACAGACUGGGGAUUGCGGUGUGUAUACCUGUAAGUUCAUCGAGUGCCAUGCUCUUGGGUACUCCUUCGAUGGGAUCAGCGAUAAAAGCAUGCCUUUCUUGAGGAUGAAGAUUGAAGUAGAGCUUUUCGAUGAGGUCCCUGACACAUAUAACCAAAUGUUUAAUCCACUUCAUCGAGGUAACCAGAGUGAACGUUUGCUGCUUCACAAUGACUCACAGCCAUAG
This is a messenger RNA of Eutrema salsugineum, 1932 nucleotides long. RefSeq lists its product as uncharacterized. Gene Ontology annotation, molecular function: cysteine-type peptidase activity. The transcript has 10 exons. The record is from RefSeq and is a predicted model, not a curated record. Bases 1 to 1932 code for a protein of 643 amino acids. Gene Ontology annotation, biological process: proteolysis. Lineage: Eukaryota; Viridiplantae; Streptophyta; Magnoliopsida; Brassicales; Brassicaceae.